Messenger RNA from Sclerotinia borealis F-4128, 684 nucleotides. NCBI's taxonomy places the organism in Eukaryota, Fungi, Ascomycota, Leotiomycetes, Helotiales, Sclerotiniaceae. The record is from the annotation of a GenBank genome assembly.
AUGCAUGUCCUUAAUGCGUUUCCCCAGUUCUCUAAGUUCUCUAAGUUCCCUUUGGAGUUAAGAAUCCAGAUUUGGGAACUUGUUGCUUUUCACCAACGCAUUCUUGAGUUAAAUUAUUGCGUUAUUGAUAAGAGAUUCGUCAACUAUGGUGUAGCUCCCGCGAUACUUCAUACAAAUAGAGAAUCUCGUGAAAUUGCUCUUCGGCAUUACAAUCUGUCCUUCGGCACGGACAAGCAGCUAGCGGAUAUCUACUUCAAUCCUAUUUGCGAUACCAUCUAUUUCAGUUCGAGGCAGUAUGUGGACGAAGUCACGGCCAUUGCAAAGCACUUCUCUAUCAAAUCACCAUCGCUGCCAUACCAACAUCAAAUCCAGUCAAUAGCGCUAGCCGAGCAGUUUUGGGGCGAAACUCGUUACAGCAUUCCAUUUCGUCUCUCUAGUGCUUUGGGAAACAUGACUAGAUUCCGUUUCGCUUUUCCUCACCUGCGCAAGGUCAUCUUGGUGAGAGGAAUACCGAGUGAAGAAGAAGUCGAUUCGUGGGACCGCUAUUCAGGCAUCACUUUGUCCGAGUCAAAUAUGGAUGAAUCAGAGGAUGAUACUCUGGAGAUUGUGAUAUUGGCAUUUGCGGAAGAUGCGAAGACACGUUCGGACGAAACGGUGGAGGUGAUGGUGAUGGAACAUCCGUAG